AUGCAGAACAGAACUGGUCUAGUUCUCUGUGUCCUUGCGCCCCCGAUAGGCUUCCUGCUAAUCUGCCUGGGGGCCUUCUUCUUUUCCUUGGGCUCCAACUUCAACUGUCGGGGGAACCUGAUCCUGGCCUAUUCUCUUCUGUCUCUGGGGUUUAUAAUCUUUGUGAGUGGAAUUUUCUGGAACACCUACCGCCAGGCGAGUGAAAGCAAAGGCCUGUUCAGCCAUGUGCUCAGACAACACCUUGCCCAUGGGGCUGUGGCCCUGGCCACAGUGGACAGGCCAGAUUUUUACCCUCCUGCUUAUGAAGAGAAUCUUGAUGGUGAAAAGCAAACCUGUCCUGCAGAGGGAGAGGCCUUGGAUGUUCCUCCACCUGUGUACACAGAGAUGGUCUUUGAAUUUGUGGAUGAAAACAAUGAUCACCGAGAGGCCCCACCAUCCUACGACUCCAUAGACGACAGCUGCGACAGCAACCUCAUCUCGGGUGCAGAGAGGCAAAGCCAAGAGUACUCUCCAGCAUGCGUGACACAUCCUCCUGGGACACAGCUGCUAAUAAUAAACAUAAGCAAGGGACUGUGGGAGGAAAGGCCAUGUCAGUGA
This is a messenger RNA of Pteropus alecto (black flying fox), 597 nucleotides long. It is a transcript of the gene TMEM252, whose product is annotated as transmembrane protein 252. The record is from RefSeq and is a predicted model, not a curated record. Lineage: Eukaryota; Metazoa; Chordata; Mammalia; Chiroptera; Pteropodidae. The transcript has 2 exons. The coding region runs from base 1 to 597 and encodes 198 amino acids.